AUGACAAAAACCGGUAAAUCCAUUACCAUCCGGAUUAGCCUUACAUUCUCCACGAAAAGAUACAUAUGGCCAGUUACGCUAUCAACCAAUGACAGCAAGGUGUUAGUCAAGACAUGGCUUUCUUUAUAUCUACACAAGCAACAGAAACCGCACUUGAAACAACUACAAUACCUGAACCAACUACAACACCUGAACCAACUACAACACCUGAACCAGCUACAACACCAACUGAACCAGCUACAACAACAACUGAACCAGCUACAACAACACCUGAACCAGCUACAACAACACCUGCAUCAACUACAACAACACCUACAACAACUGAACCAGCUACAACAACUGAACCAUCUACAACAACACCUGAAAAAGCUACAACACCACCUGACCCAGCUACAACAACACCUGAACCAGCUACAACAACACCUGAACCAACUACAACAACAACUGAACCAGUUACAACACCUGAACCAGCUACAACAACACCUGCAUCAACUACAACAACACCUACAACAACUGAACCAGCUACAACACCUGAACCAGCUACAACACCUGAAAAAGCUACAACACCACCUGACCCAGCUACAACAACACCUGAACCAGCUACAACAACACCUGAACCAGCUACAACAACUGAACCAGCUACAAUAACUGAACCAGCUACAACAACA
Messenger RNA from Acipenser ruthenus (sterlet), 668 nucleotides. RefSeq lists its product as uncharacterized. The record is from RefSeq and is a predicted model, not a curated record. The transcript has 4 exons. NCBI's taxonomy places the organism in Eukaryota, Metazoa, Chordata, Actinopteri, Acipenseriformes, Acipenseridae. The coding region runs from base 1 to 648 and encodes 215 amino acids.